AUGACUUGCUAUCUGCUUUGGUUUGAGGUGUUCUACAAGUUGCUAAAUAUCCUCGAUGACUACACAAUCAAAGGCCAGCAUUCUUACUUCGCUGUGCCUGACACAAGGGAACUUCCCAGCAUACCUGAAAGUAGAAACCUAACAGCAUAUUUUGUAGCUGUAGAUGUCAACGACAUGCUCCAUCGGUACGCUAGUAUGCGUUAUGAGCGUCGAAUCCUCAUCUGCUGUAGCAAACUAAGCACUUUAACGACGUGUGUUCAUGGGUCGGCGGCCAUGAUGUACCCCAUGUAUUGGCAACCCGUUUACAUUCCCGUCCUGCCUCAGCACCUUAUAGACUACUGCUGUGUACCCAUGCCCUACCUCAUUGGAGUAUAUUCCAGCCUAAUGGAGAAGGUGAGGGGGAUGGCCCUGGAUGAUGUGGUAGUCCUCAACGUAGACAACAACACCACGGAAACACCCUUCGGCGAGCUCCAAAGCCUGCCUAACGACGUGGUGUUCUCCUUAAAGAACCGCCUAAAGAAGGUUUCCACAAGGACAGGAGACGGCAUGGCUCGAGCCUUCCUCAAAACACAGGCCGCUCUCUUCGGCAGCUACAGCAACGCACUGCAGAUUGAACCUGAGCCAAUCACGUUCAGUGAGGAGGUCUUCGUGACCCACCGCUCCUGUGCCAUGAGACAGUUCCUGCAGAACGCCAUCCAGCUGCAGCUCUUCAAACAGUUCAUCGAUGGCCGCUUGGACCUUCUCAAUGCCGGUGAGCGCUUCAGGGAUAUAUUCGAGGUUGAGAUCAACAUGGGAGAGUAUGCAGGCAGCGACAAGAACUACCCCCAGUGGCUAUUCACUGUCAGGAAAGGGGGAGGAGCUUUCUUCAACACAGUGAGGACCAAGGCUAACCCUGCCAUGAAAACGGUCUACAAGUUUUGUAAGUAUCAUGCCAGGAUGGGGAUAAAGGAGGUCAAGAGUCGGCUAAAACAAAAGGAGCUGACAGAGAAUGGCUACUCCUCGACAGCAGACACAGGUGGCACAGGAACGGGUACCGGGAAGGAAGACACUACGGCCGGGUCGCCCCCCCUUCGCCGGCAGGAAGGACAGUGUCUGCACCUGGGAUGA
This is a messenger RNA of Salvelinus fontinalis (brook trout), 1107 nucleotides long. RefSeq names its product DENN domain-containing protein 1A-like. NCBI's taxonomy places the organism in Eukaryota, Metazoa, Chordata, Actinopteri, Salmoniformes, Salmonidae. Gene Ontology annotation, cellular component: cytosol; clathrin-coated vesicle. The record is from RefSeq and is a predicted model, not a curated record. Gene Ontology annotation, molecular function: guanyl-nucleotide exchange factor activity; phosphatidylinositol phosphate binding. Gene Ontology annotation, biological process: endocytic recycling; endocytosis.